AGAGAAGGAUAGGAAUGGAAGAGGGAGAUAGAGAGAGAAAGAAGGAGAGAAAGAGGAAAGAAAACGAGAAAGAGAGUGAGAGACAAAGAGAGAAAAGAGAGAGAGAGAGAGAGAAAAUGGAAUUUCUCUAUUUCACAUGUCCUCACUUUCUUCAUUACAGAUUAAUAAACCUUUUGAUGGAUCUGGAAUAACUCCUUUAAUGUGGGCCUGCUAUAAGGGCGCCGAUAGAAGAAUCAUCGAAGUAUUGCUAAAAGCUGGUGCGGAGUUAGAAGCGAAAGACAGAUGGGGUCGUUCAGCUUUGCAUUUGGCUGUGUGGAGUGAUCACCUUCAUGCAGUGGAGAUCUUACUAUCUCGGGGUUGUGACGUGAAUCCUCGAAAUGUAAAUGGUCAAACACCGCUACACCGGGCCUGUUGGUGGGGACACUUGCACACUGUCGAUCUUUUGUUGGGUCACAAUGGCAUUGAUGCCAAUGUGGUUGACAACGAUGGAGACACACCACUGCAUGUGGCAAUUCGGAGUACUUUCAGGCGAAACUAUAAAGUGGUGUGUGCGAUGCUGAAGCAGGAUUCAGUGAAUUUAGAAAUUGUGAACAAAGAAUACAGGACACCAUUGCUUGAAGCUGUUUCGGACGGUCACCUCGGAAUAAUGCAGCGGCUGAUAGCCAGGGACGCGAAUGUAAAUGCCGUCGACCAUGGAGGAAAUAAUUGCCUGCACCUGGCGUUAAAAAGAAAAAACAACUUUCAUUCUGAGGUGGAGCACAUGACCAUGUUAGAUCAGUACUUAAAAGAUCUGAAACUGGGAAAGAAAAAAAGGUACUCUGAUGUGGUAGUUGCUUGCUACCUAGCCCACCACGGGGCCAACUUUUACUGUAAAAACAAAUGUGGUAGAACACCAUUGGACCUAAUAGAAAAGGAAAAUUUUAAAAAGACGUUAAAUAUGUUAUUCCGACCAACGCAAUGUGUGUUUUGUGAAGACGAAGUGGCCACAGAGACGUUCUUUCCAUGUAAACAUCUUUCGCUGUGUAAGAAAUGCUGUCCCCCAAAGAUACCUAAACGAUGCCCUACGUGUGGACAGAAGAUAACGAGCAAAAAUAGUUUGGAGGGUCCAAAGUCGUCAAAGCCGGAAGUCCAGAUGUUAGCAGAACCACCUGUGAAUCGAACAUUUGAAGUCAAGGAAACACAGACAUUGGCUGAACCUGUAGUGAAUCGAACAUUUGAAGUCAAGGAAACACAGACACUGGCUGAACCUGUAGUGCGUCCAAAGGUUGAAGACAAGGCAUCCCAGACAGAGGCUCAGCCACUUGAUAUACUAACGCUAGAGGUGAAGCAUCUACAUCGGGUGUCCAAAAAGUUGGCCGGUAAAUGGCAGCAACUUGGAAGGGAAUUAGAAAUUACAGACGAGGACCUGCAAAUAGUCAGGCACGAAAAUCCUUAUAACAUUGUGGAACAAGGCUAUCAGAUGCUUCUCAAAUGGUUCCAAAGUUGCGAUCCAGCGAAACGUACACCUCAAACAUUAAAAGAAGCACUUUUAGAAACCGAAUGUUUCGUGGCAGCUGAAUGUUUAUUAUCAGACUUCAGUUGAAUUUCUUGUAAAUAUUGCUGUUGUUUAACCCCAAGUUUACCUUCACCACACACAGGCAUAUGAUUAAAUGCCUUCCAUCCAGGACCAUCAUGUUUUCCUUGUCUAAUGUGUCAUUCUUUAAGAUGAUAAGUGAUGAAUGGAGUAGGAUUCGGCUACUAAUUCUAGCAGAUCUAUUUACCACAUGGAGAUCUCUUUAUUUGUUUAGCUCCCUUUUUGUUGGAGAUUAACUUUGGAAAUAAAGAUUGAAAUUUCA
Molecule: messenger RNA, 1835 nt
Organism: Octopus sinensis (East Asian common octopus)
Lineage: Eukaryota; Metazoa; Mollusca; Cephalopoda; Octopoda; Octopodidae
Product: E3 ubiquitin-protein ligase MIB2-like
Exons: 13
Coding region: 137-1582 (481 amino acids)
Biological process (GO): signal transduction; positive regulation of transcription by RNA polymerase II
Cellular component (GO): nucleus; cytoplasm
Molecular function (GO): protein binding; transcription cis-regulatory region binding
Source: RefSeq, a predicted model, not a curated record